Molecule: messenger RNA, 1080 nt
Organism: Penicillium olsonii
Lineage: Eukaryota; Fungi; Ascomycota; Eurotiomycetes; Eurotiales; Aspergillaceae
Source: the annotation of a GenBank genome assembly
AUGUCACCUCCCUCAGACCCUGGUAUGAUGCAGGCCGUCGUGUUCCACGGCCCUUACAAGGUCGCCGUGGAGCAGCGACCUAUUCCCAAGGUGCAACACCCAGAGGAUGUUGUGGUCAAGGUUGGAUAUACCGCACUCUGUGGAAGUGAGCUGCAUAUGUUCCGUGGCGUGGAGCCUGCAGGAACUGGCUUCGUUAUGGGCCACGAGUUUGUAGGAGAGAUCGUGGAGACGGGCAGCGCUAUCACGACUCUCCAAAAGGGGGACCGUGUGGUCACCGCAUUCACCACUUCAUGCGGGGAGUGCUUCUACUGCAAGCAUGGAUGGUCUUCUCGCUGCGACAAGAGCGGUCUCUUCGGAUGUGACAACUUGGAUGGCGGACAGGCCGAAUAUGCCCGUAUUCCCAAUGCUGAAGGCUCUGUGCUGAAGGCCCCCGAGGGAGUGGACGAGAAGUACUUGGUGCUCAUGGGUGACAUCUUCCCCACUGGAUGGUUUGCUGCCAACAACGCGUUCAAGAAUUCCACCCCGGAACAGAUUGCUGAGCAGACAGUCGUGCUGAUUGGCUGUGGUCCUGUUGGCCUCUGUGCCCUGAUCAAUGCCCUCGAGUACAAGCCUAAGCACAUCUUGGCUGUGGACUCCGUCCCCUCGCGUCUGGAGCUUGCCAAGUCACUCGGUGCUGAGCCCUGGAACUUCCAGCUGGAUCGUGCCGGUUUGGACAAGCGAGUGCUGGAGUUGACUAACGGACGUGGUGCCGAUGCAGUCAUUGAGGUGGUUGGAUUGAGCCCUGCCCUGCGCACUGGCUAUGAUCUUCUCCGUCCCUUUGGCACCCUCAGCAGUGUGGGCGUCCACAACGGAGAGAUUCCUUGGGAUGGCAACGAUGCCUACAACAAGAACCUGACCGUUCAAAUGGGACGAUGCCCUGUCCGCUCUGUCUCUGCUCGGGCACUCGAGGUGCUCAAGAAGAAUCAGGAUAAACUUGGCUUCAUGGCCGAUAAGAUUAUGCCGCUGUCCCAGGCGGUGGAGGGCUACGAGCUCUUUAACGCCAUGAAGGUGCAGAAGGUGAUCUUCAAGGCGGAUCAAUAG